AGAUUUGAAGUCAGAUAUGAAGUCCUAGAACCAUAAGAACAUUAUACACCAUCUAAAAUGAACACUUUACCCUUAGAGUAACCCUUCUGGAGCCUAAAAGUCAUGAGUGCUAAAUUUCCUUUAGGUGGGCUUUAGAAAUGUUGCCACAGCUUUGGUUUGCAGUCCAGUCUCUCGUCGGCUUUGAUUAUCGAGCUUCUCUUUGAGCUUCUGCCAAACGGAGAGCGAGCCUUGAAAAGAGGCCACAUCUCUUCAGAAAGUCUUGACCCCGGGUUUCAUUUAAGAAUUUUUCCUUGUUUACAAUUCUCAGAAGUCGAUUGUGUGUGUGAAAAAUAGACUUUCUGGUGAAGGGGUUGCAUUCGGUCAUGCUGUUUGAAGGGGUGUUAGGUACGAGACCACACGCUCCCUAGUGUACGGGGCUGAGACUACAGUGAAAUCCCCCAAGUUCCUAAACCUCUUUGAUCCUUGGGAAAACCAUGACUCAUUCAACCUCUUGCUUACCGUUUAGAUAUAUAUAUUUUUUUUAAUGGAAAAAAAUGUAAAUAUCCUUGUAUUCUACAAUAUAUCUACAUUGUUCAAAAAUUUCAAAAAAUUUCAAAAACUGAAUGUGUGAGUAUCGUGCAAAGCAAAAUAGAAUGCAAGUGGAACCAGAAAAUAGUGUUGCCAUGAUCUUCUUAUUUGAAUUAGAGGACAUUUAAUACAUUAUUUAAUACAUUAUUAAAUAUAACAUCCAGAAAAAAACUGAUAUCUUGCUUUCUUUUACUAUUAAUAUCUUAACAUGUGCUUCGUUUUGCAUAUAAUCUAAUUAAAAAUUCAACAUAGCCUAUAAUUAGGAAUCACGGUCAUCUGGAACAUAUAAAUAUAUUAAUAAGUGAGAGUGUAUGCGCGUGUGUUUAUGUGCACAACUGUAAAUUAGUGCACUAUUUCUCCCCCAAGGAUGCCUGGGAAUGAGGCUGAUUGAUACGAUACUGCGCCCGAAAACAUCACAUUAGCCUCCUCUCCUCAGGUAUCGCACCCUCGAAUUCAUGCCAAGGACAAGCCACAUGGCACUGAAGCUGAACAGCCUGUUAUUGGACAGGCCCAAGGGAAUGCAGAGGCCCAGGCUGUUAAAAGGUGGAGGCUGCGAUGUUGUUCCCUCUCAGGUUAGGAGGACGACGGAGAAGAAGACGCCCGAAGAAGUGAACCGACAAAAGUAAGCGAGGUCUUGUUUUCCUCUUUAAUAGAAAUGAAUCGACUUACACGAAAUGAGAACGCGCGAAAGAGCAGGGGAACCCGUAUGUUAAUUUUGUUUAUCGUGAUAACUGUAAGUGCUACAGUAUAUGAAUAAUAAAUACUUCAUUUACAGAUAUUAUUUCUAUUUUAUAUCGCUGGUUAUAUGUAAAAAUACUGAAAAACAACUGUUUGUACUAAAGUCCUUUGUAUAAGAAACAAGCCAGAAAAAUCAGCUAUAUCGUUUAAGCAGAAGGCUGUUUAAAGCUAACACACUUGCUAGCAAGGAGAAUAUUUAAACAUUUGCCUCUCCACAUACAUGUUAGGCUUGAUAUUGUAUUGUCCAGCCAUGAAAUUGAUUUCUACUUUUACAUUCCUUAACCAUGAAGCAACCAUUCUCCAUUCUCUAACAUCAUGCAAACAGGAAAUGAAAUACAAAUAAAGUUUUUAUAUGAUACUGGAUUUAAUUGCUACAUACAUAGGUUUUCUCUUAUUUAUCCCCUCCUUUCAAAUGCUGUAGGGUGUAAGCUACUACUCAUCACCUUAAUCAACAAAAUGACCAGUUCACUCCGCUUGGUCAUCCUGGUGAUGGCUUCAAUGGUGGUAGCAGUGGCUGAGGUGUCAACAGUCAGGAAUCUACGGGUUAAACCUACUAAGAAGCCCCCUCAGGGUGGGGAAACUUCUUCAGCGUCACCUACCCGCCUGGGUGUUCAUUUCACCACCACCAUGGCUGCCAUCCCUUCCAGCAGCACCUUGCCUGACGAGACAACAGAGUCCAUCACGGAUUCAUAUUCGUCUUCCACCGAGAGCAGCACCUACUCCAGCGACGCCUAUUCAGCCGACUACCACACAGAGGCCAUGUUGCCGCCUGGAAUGGGUCCCCGGAACUUCACUCUGGACUACAACGAGUGCUUCUUCAACUUCUGUGAGUGCUGUCCACCAGAGAGGGGCCCUCCAGGACCCAUCGGAGAGAAGGGGUCGCCAGGUGUUCUAGGGCAGAAAGGAGAGAUGGGACCUCAGGGUGCGACAGGACCAGCAGGACUUCCGGGAGCUCCUGGACUGCCGGGCGAAAAAGGAGAUCCAGGACAAGCCGGUGAGAAAGGGAUUCCAGGAAUACCAGGUUCUGCUGGCAAACCAGGAGAAAAAGGUGAACCAGGUCUUAGAGGAGACAAAGGAGACAUCGGUUUGCCUGGAUUAAAAGGUGAACUAGGGAACAAAGGGGAACCAGGCCAGAAUGGGACCAAAGGUGAGAAGGGUGACAUGGGCCUGCAAGGACCGAUGGGAUCUCCUGGACAAGAUGGGAUGAAGGGUCUAAAGGGUGAAAAAGGAGACAUGGGGGAACGAGGAACAAUGGAGAAGGGGGAUAAAGGUAACAAAGGUGAACCUGGCCCUCCAGGACCUAAGGGAGACAUGGGCAAGCCAGGACUAAAUGGCACAGAGGGACCUUCUGGAAUAAUGGGUGAAAAAGGAGAAACGGGCUCUCCAGGUCCACAAGGAAAACCAGGUAAAAGAGGGCAACCUGGACCACCAGGGCAAAGGGGCAUGCAUGGCAUGAAAGGGAUACGAGGUCUGAAAGGGGUACGUGGCCAAAGGGGAAUGAAGGGCUCAAAAGGAGAACCAUUCAUUCAGAAGCGCUCUGCCUUUAGCGUAGGACUCUUCCCGAGCAGAUCCUUCCCUCCUCCUGGCCACCCAGUCAAAUUUGACAAAGUCAUCUACAACGAGGAAGGACACUGGGACCCCUAUAUCAGCAAGUUUAACUGCACUUUUGGAGGCGUCUAUGUGUUUUCCUACUACAUCACCGUUCGCAGCCGUCCUUUACGGGCUGCCUUGGUAGUGAAUGGGGUCCGUAAACUGCGCACUCGUGACUCCCUCUAUGGCCAGGAUAUCGACCAGGCCUCUAACAUGGCACUGAUCCGACUGUCCUCCGGUGACCAGGUGUGGCUGGAGACUCUGCGGGACUGGAAUGGAAUUUAUUCCAGCAGCGAAGAUGACAGUACCUUUUCUGGCUUCCUGCUCUUUGCUGAUGCCACUAAGGAAUGAUGACUGAGAAUACCAGAGAAUGGACCUUUUGCUUUACUACACAUGUGACCAGUGCCUGUUGCAUCAGAAGCCACCUAUUUUACCCGAGCCUCAUACCGAAGCCUCAUAUGCUUACUAACAGCAACUGACUAGUCACUAAUAACUCCGCUUCGGGCCGUACCUUCCGGAUUUCAUAUCAGAGAGCACCUUCAGGGAUGAUUUUUCCAGACACUGACUAAUUUGUGUACUAAACAGAAUUUUCAUUUAAUAGGGGAUACGUAGGGUAUAGAAUGGAGUUCAUGCCUUCUUGUUGAAAUGCAAUCGUUAUGGGGAAAAAAUGUGGGAUGCAACGUGUGCAGUACUUUUUAAUAGUGCCAUUUGUAAAGUGGGACCAAAUUGAAAAGUAAAACCUUUACUACUGUACGUUCAUAAGCAUUCCUGCCUCACAGCUCCAGGGUCCCUGGGUUGAGCCUGAGCUCAAGUUACUGACUGUGUGGAGUUUUGCAUUGUGUGGAGUAUUCAACACGUACCUGUGUUUUCCACUGUAAUGAUUGCAUCUCAAUAUGACAUAAAUUCCUCUCCACAUCAGCACUGCUCAUAUACAUAGUUUCCUGUUUGUACAAUAAAAAAGAAACAUGGCACUCGAUCACUGUGUUGUUGUUUUCAUUUCCUCUCUGAGAGGAACUAUCUUGCAGAGAUUUGGCAACCCAAGCAAGGACGUUUUAGCCUUCUAUGUGCAUCUCCAAGCAUUUAAUAACAUCCGCAGGCAUUUAUUGAAAGACAUUUGACAACUGGCAGUCAUUUAGACAGGACAUGGAAUGAGAUUUAUAAUAUGGUGUAUGUAUAAUAUAAAGUAUGGAUGCUCUUUCCACUUCCUUCUGUCAUUCUUUAUUUUUGGUAAAAGCAGUAAAUCUCUGUUAACUUUUAACUCCGAUUUAUUAGCUAUACAUUUUGAGAUUAGAUCUGAUCUCAAAAUUUUAAUGUCUGACUUACUCAACAUUGACUCGUUCUGAUAAAAAAAAAAAAUCUGUCUAAUUUUCUCUACUUUUGAGUUACGUUCUCAUGAUUUUGACAAGAAAACGAUUUAUUUUCUCAAUAUUUCAACUGUACAGCGGUCAAUUUACAUCCAUAUCCACAACUAAGGUCAUGAGCUGUAUAUAAUUAUCGAAAAGUGUACAGGAAGGUGGACGAUUCAGGGAAAACCACAAAGAUGCUGCUUCUCAAAAUUGAGUCAUAAGAAGUUUUUUUUUUUUCCACCUAGAAAAAUGACUCGCUG
Tachysurus vachellii is the source of this 4501-nucleotide messenger RNA. RefSeq names its product otolin 1a (gene otol1a). Bases 1621 to 3246 code for a protein of 541 amino acids. The transcript is spliced from 4 exons. The record is from RefSeq and is a predicted model, not a curated record. Lineage: Eukaryota; Metazoa; Chordata; Actinopteri; Siluriformes; Bagridae. Gene Ontology annotation, molecular function: protein binding.